CAACAUGGCGGAAGAUAGCUGCCUUUUCGCCAAAACAUUGCGACAGUUUGCACGAUCUGCAGGUGGAAUCAACCCCACACCCCUUCCUAAAGUUGAGAGGCUACUGUCUUACUGCCCGCGUGAGUCGUCAUGCCGGGGUCUACGACUGGACAAACGGGCACAAGACGCAGUGAUUGCCCUUGGAAUCUACUUCCUCGAGUCUGGACUUCAAUACAAGGAUAAGAUCCUGCCCUACCUUCUGAGUGUCCUGAGGGGGCUCACCAAGGCACAAUGGACCAACAACCAGAAACCUCUCAAGUCACAAACACUCCCACGCAGCGAGUGUUUCAGUUUCUGUCUGAACACAAUCCUCAGUGAUGUAGCUAUGCGGGACCAAUCAGUUAGAGAACAGAUAAUUUCUGCUCAAUUGGAAGUUCUUGAAGUGCUAACGAAGCUGUGUGAGGGAUCCUAUGAGAUUCCAAAAGUUGUGCUAUGCACAGCCAUAGUUCCCACCCUCAUUGGAAUGUCGCGAGCAAUUGGGCGUUCGUCCGACGGGUCUGUCCCCUUGAUUUCCAUUCUGUUCCCAUCAGAAGCGACCAGGAAAUCUAAGGUUCCUCCAGUAGACACAUCUGCUGAUUCAAAAGUGAUGUCCUUCCGGUCUAUUCUUCCUCGGACAAUGUCAUCCCACGUGAUUGCGCAAGAAUCGUCCGGGCCGUCAAGUCCUGUCAACAUUCCAUCACUGGCCUUUCCAUCGCCAAGGUCACGAGAAAGGUCACCAUCUCCGAUACCAAAUCAGAUCAAAGAAAAACCAACACAAGAUGAGGAGUUAGACCCUGCAGUACAUUAUUUCAACAAAGUGGGGUCAAGUCUCACCCAGACUAAACCUUGGGGCUUUGAGAUUAUCCCUGAACGGGAUCACCUUAAGUUUUCCAGUUCGCAUCUCCAAACACUGGUGGGAGUGGCUCGACGACUUUUGAACAAGGACUCUUUGAGACAUCUGGAUGGUUCGUUGAAGGAUUUCUACGCAGAGCUAGAGCCAAAUAACAGCUUCAGCUGGUUUCCGUACAAGUCGUUCACCGAGGCCAUUGCACUGGUGAUCAUCACUCUGCUGAGAGAUGUACUGGAACAGGAGAAAGACCUGCCGUUGAGCUUCAUGAGCGACGUGCAGGACUUUGCUACAGGGAUGUACCAGACAAGCCAGGCAGAGCUAGACAAGAAGCCGCGGCCUCAUCGGGAUGGUGAACAUAAGUGGCACUUCAACCCAUAUGACUUGACGGUCCUCAGCAGUGCGGCAUGUGUGGACCUCCUGUUCUGGGCAGUCCGGGAGGAGCAAGAUGCAGAAAAUUUAUGUCUGAAAUUGUCUGAGAAGAUCAGUAUGAACACGGAGAGUAAACUCCUGCUCUCCCACACUCCCCUCAUCCUGGUAGCCUUGGAGGCUUUAGGAAAAUUGGCUGUGAAGUUUCCCUACCUGGCGUCAAGUAUGUGUUCCUCGCUCCGGGACUUCCUGGUAUGUCCCUCACCACUUCUCAGCAAACUCAACAAGUAUGCCACGCCAGACGGCCGCAGCAGCAUUAAGAUCACUGUCACUGACGGCACCAACUCUUCCACUGCCACGCACUUGCCAGCCGACAGCAAGCGUAACAGGCCUAUGAAUAAGCUGCUCAAGGCAUUGGAGAAUAUUCGUGACUGUGCCAUCAUGAACAUCUGCAGGGCAUUAAAGUCAGGCCUCCCGGUCGAGCCAGAGUGUGUUCAAGCAUUUUUAGCGACGACCUCUAACCGACUGUACCGUGCCGAGAUGUCGGACAGGAGCAAAAACAAGACGGGAAAGGAACACUGGAAGCAGGUCAAACUUGUAAUGAAAUUUAUUCGUCCGACCACAGCGAAGGCCAGUUCGGAUGCUAGGGACAUGCUAAGGGAGUCAACAUUGAUUUCGACCAACACAAUUCUGACCCUAGGACAUGUGGCCGUAGCUCUAAAGGACACACCCAAAACUGUAGAGGCUGUUCUUCAGAUUUUCCAGCAGCGCUUCUGUUCACCUCCCUCCGCACUGGAUGUGCUAAUUAUAGACCAGCUGGGCUGUAUGAUAAUGGCUGGCUGUUCGUGUGUUUACCAGCAGGUGAUGUCGAUGUUCACCCAGAUUAGUAUCGAGAGUAGCUCCCCUUACACCAAGGGAGAUGCGGACGAAAAGGUGAAAGGGUACAGACAAGUAUCUUUGGCUGUGAUAAAUGCCCUAGCCAACAUUGCGUCCAACAUCCAGGGGGAAGGGGAGCAGCAAGAACUCCUGGUCCGGCUGCUGGAGCUCUUCGUCAACAUGGGUCUUGCUGCCAAACGUGCCAGUGAAAAAACGUCCGGCGCCAUGAAGGCGUCCAGCAGUGCUGGUAACCUAGGGGUGUUGAUUCCAGUUAUAGCUGUGUUGGUGAGAAGACUGCCUGUGAUUCACGACCCCAAACCUCGCCUCCAGAAGUUGUUCCGAGAUUUCUGGCAGUACUGUGUUGUGUUUGGUUUCGUAGUCGAGGAAUCAGCCCUGUGGCCCCCGGAGUGGUACGAGGGUGUAUGUGAAAUAGCAGCCAAGUCUCCACUCCUCAUCUCCAAGGAACAUCUCCGCUCGGAGCUCCAGUACAACGUCGCUCUCAGGAAUGACACAGUUGCACCGGCGGAGUUAAACGAGAUAAGAACAAGUAUCUGUAAUUCCUUGGACAACAAUCCCGAUGCUUACCCCCUCAUACAGAAACUCUCGUUCGCACAAUGUACCUACCUCAUGUCAGUCUUCAAACUUGAGACACUCAGAGUACAGAACUCAGAUUACCUAUCAGCAUUCCAUGGAAUAUUUAAGUACCUAGAAGAUAACACUAUCUUCAAGGACAAAGCAGGUAUGUGGCAGUGUAUUGUGGCCGUAUCAGACAAGGUGUUUGACAAACUACUGGACACCCUGGAAGAACGGCCCAAGACAGUAGCCAGAGGGGAGGAGCUCGAACAUCACGCCCAGUUCCUCAUGGUCAAAUUUAACCACAUCCAUCGUCGGAUCAGGAGGGUAGCCGACAAGUACCUGGCUGGCCUCAUCGAUAGGUUUCCUCACCUGUUCUGGAGCGGUACUAUGCUGAAAAGUAUGUUGGAUGUAUUACAGCUCCUGUCAAAGGCACUGGAGAUGGACCCUAACCAGGAUGCCCCAGAAUUCCAGGUGCCCAACUCGCCCUUCCACCUGAGAGUCCCAGACAACCUGACAGACAGGGAGACACUGGUCAAGGAUUUCGCCCUGCGCUGUCAGUCCAUCCUGCAGGAGUCGAUGAAAUGGGCACCCAACACGACACGCUCACACAUGAUUGAGUAUCUACUGAGGAUGGAGAACACGUCCCAGGGUUUACUAACACAUAGCGGACUGGCACUAGCGACGGAGAGUGUCCUCAACUACGCGGGCUACAACAAGUCUGCUGCUCCCUUGGGGACAGCGACUCUGGAUCGUCGUCCAAACUGUGUGACUACAGACAGCUCCAGCUUCAUGGCCACAUUCAGCCUCCGUAGCCGUUACACAGGGGAGGUUUCUGGGAUGAAAUCGGUUUGUGAUGAAUCUGAACUGACCAAGAUGCUUUGUGACAAACUGAAGAUAGCUCUCCAAAGCGGCGAUGAAAACAAAUGCAAGCAAGCCAUGUUUAGAGUGUGUGCCCUGUUAGUGUCAGUGAAAGAUUUCAACCGUCGCUUGGUACAUGCUUUGUGCUGGGCCCCGAUACAGAAAUUCACCGACAGGAUCAUGGAGUGUACCGUCUCAUGUUGGGAGUGGAUGUUGGCAGCUCGCCCAGACUUUAGCAUAGAGUUCCUGUGUGAAAUGGCUGCAGCCUGGCAGAUCACCAUUGAUAAGAAACUGGGAAUAUUCCAAGAGGAUCGGCCCAGUAUUGAUCCACUGGCAAAGGCCGAGGGGCAGAUUCUGGAACCCAAUCCUCCGUAUGCAGGGCCACACCAAAUCUGGACUAAGUUUUUGGCGGAGCGUAUAGAAGUGGCACGGUACAGCUCUGACGACCAGGUCAGCAUCCUGUGUAGUCUCCUCAAUAAAUCCCUGGCCAUCGGUGUCGGCAAGCAGCCCAGUCAAAUCUCGCGUCACCCUGCUGCAGUCGGCCCGCGCACAAGGCUACUGACAAUGGCCCUAUCCCUAUUACAAGGAGACUUCCUGUCCAAGACUACAAACAAGACAGUUCUCAGAGAGAGGGUCUACGCUGCAGCACUUGACUAUUUUGCUGGGCCAGCGAUAUACCCGACCCAGCGUAGUGUUCACUUGCGGGAGGACAUCAUCACCAUCAUCAAGUUUUGGAAACAGAUGCACGGGGAUAAAAAGUACUUAACGCAGAACACAGUGCCGUUUGGUGGAAGUGUGGGUGGGGGAGACACCAAUACCCUCAACAUGUCCCAGAGCGCCGGUAUCUCCACGGACCUGAUGCAGCAGACAAAGUGGAUCAAUACUAUCAACUCGGGCAUGUCCACGUACUCAAAACGCUCCUCAAGCCUGUCCAUAGGACCACAUCCAUCGUAUCCGUCUGCUAUGUCUAUGAGGAAAAACCAGGGGACUAACUCUGGUCUCGUAAAGGAAUAUCUACGUAAACGAACGCUGAUCCUCACCCUGAUGGGCUAUGCAUUGGAGGAGUUUAUUACCUGGCACAAUCCACUGGAAAUUCCGGACCUGAAAGUUCCCGACGAGGACAAGAUUGCCAUCUGGAGAAGCCAGGCCGUCAGUGAGAAAACCUGGCGGGAACAAGCGAGAUCAUCAUGGGAACUGUCGCCAACACUGUCCGUUUAUCUCCCUUCCAGAAUCAAGAAAUCUGAGGCCUUAGUAAAAGAAGUAAUCCGAUUAGUUCGUCUGAACCCAGGAGCAGUGAGCCACAUCCCCUCAGCCAUCCGUUUCCUCGUCACCCCGGAGAGUGUGGAGGCUGAUUCUCCAGAGCUAAGUCACAUGUUGACGUGGUCGGUGGUAUCCCCAGUCGUGGCUUUGUCCUACUUCUCGCGACAGUAUCCACCUCACCCAAUCACAGCCCAGUACGCUGUCAGAGCUCUUAGGUCACACCCGCCGGAAGCUCUGCUCUUUUACAUUCCUCAGCUGGUCCAGGCUGUCAGAUACGAUACGAUGGGGUACAUGGCCGAUUUUAUCCUGUGGGCGUCCAAACAUUCCCAGUUACUGGCCCACCAGCUGCUGUGGAAUAUGAAGACAAAUGUUUACCGGGACGAGGAAGGACAAGAAAAAGAUGAGGAGAUUGGUGACACCCUGGACCGACUGAUGGAUGCCAUCAAGAGGUCGCUUUCUGGACCUGCACUUAUGUUCUACGAACGAGAAUUUGAUUUCUUUGGUAAAAUCACCUCCAUUUCUGGAACCAUCAAACCCUUCCCCAAAGGACCAGAGAGGAAGAAGGCGUGUCUGGAGGAACUCAGUAAGAUCAAGCUUCAGCCAGGAUGUUAUCUGCCCUCUAACCCGGAAGCUAUCGUAGCUAAGAUUGAUUAUAAGUCGGGUACACCUAUGCAGAGUGCUGCCAAGGCACCGUUCCUGGCUCGGUUCGGCGUGAAGAAAUGUGGGAUUACUGAACUGGAAAACCUUGGUAUGAGUGACACCUCCAAUCUAGCCAUUCAAGAACAGGAUCUUGUGUGGCAGGCAGCCAUUUUCAAAGUUGGUGACGAUGUCAGACAGGACAUGCUGGCACUCCAGGUGAUCUCAAUGUUUAAGAAUAUCUUUGAGCAAACAGGAUUGGAGCUAUUUCUAGUACCAUAUCGGGUGGUGGCCACCUCUCCUGGGAAUGGGGUGAUAGAGUGUGUGCCAGACAGUAGAUCUCGUGACGAGAUAGGGAAACAGACGGAUAUCAGUAUGUACAACUACUUCAUACAGACGUACGGGGAUGAGGAUACUCACGACUUCCAGACCGCAAGGAGAAACUUCAUCAUCAGUAUGGCAGCCUACAGCAUCGUGAGCUUCCUACUACAGCUGAAGGACCGACACAACGGCAACCUGAUGUUAAACAGCGCUGGUCACAUCAUACAUAUAGAUUUUGGCUUCCUGUUUGAAAGUUCCCCGGGAGGUAAUCUCGGCUGGGAGCCCGACUUUAAGCUCACAGAGGAAAUGGUGCUAAUCAUGGGCGGGGCCAUGGAGGCCGCACCCUUCCAGUGGUUCAUGGAGCUUUGUGUGCAAGGAUACCUGGCUGUCAGGCCAUACCAGGAAGAGAUUGUCUCCCUUGUUUCUUUGAUGCUGGACACAGGGUUGCCAUGCUUCAGAGGUCAGACCAUCAAACAACUGAGGUCAAGGUUCAGACCCAAUGCCUCCGAGCCAGAGGCCGCCAAUUACAUGCUCAAGGUCGUUGAGAAGUGCUACCUGAGCUGGAGAGCAAGUUCCUACGACAGGAUUCAGUUUAUACAGAAUCAGAUUCCAUACUAAUGGUCCGAACUCCUGAAGGUCAAAG
Messenger RNA from Mizuhopecten yessoensis (Yesso scallop), 6404 nucleotides. Its product is annotated as phosphatidylinositol 4-kinase alpha-like. Gene Ontology annotation, cellular component: cytoplasm; plasma membrane. Gene Ontology annotation, molecular function: 1-phosphatidylinositol 4-kinase activity. Gene Ontology annotation, biological process: phosphatidylinositol phosphate biosynthetic process; phosphatidylinositol-mediated signaling. Lineage: Eukaryota; Metazoa; Mollusca; Bivalvia; Pectinida; Pectinidae. The coding region runs from base 5 to 6379 and encodes 2124 amino acids. The record is from RefSeq and is a predicted model, not a curated record. The transcript is spliced from 51 exons.